CUAUCUCUGGUACCAUCUACACUCUCCGACGCCAUGUACGGUCGUUCCUCCGCCGGAAAUCUCUCCAUGUACGAUGAACCGCCUCGCGGUGGUGGUGAGCGCUGGGAUCGGGAUCGAUUCGAGCGCAUGAGGGGCGGAGGCCGCGGUCCCCCAGACCACGAUCAUUUCCGCUACCAAGAACAUGACCGUUUUCCCGGAGGCCGUCGCGAUAUCGACCUCCACGAGGACUAUGACCGCCGUGGUCCUCCUUCCUCCCGUGGCCCCCCUGUCAUGGAGCGUGAGCGCUAUCGUGAGGAAGAACGAUUCGCUCCCCCAUCUCGCCGCCGGAAUGACUUCUUCCAAGAAGAUACGCCAUCCGAGGUAGCCAACCGUGCACUGGCCCCUUACAGGCGCAAAUCAGUUGUCGAGAGAGAUAUCGACAUUGCUCCUAGGCGCCCAGCCCGUCCCCAGUAUCAUCGUCGCCAGUCCUCCCUGGAUACCUAUGAUCGUCGCCCGCUCCCCCGCUAUGGUGAAGUCGAGGAGUGGAGACCACCAACAAAUGUGCCUAUUCCCUUGCCUAUCCGCGAACGAGAGCGCAGGCGCUCUCCUCCUCGCUUCCACGAGGACGAGUUCGAAGAAGUCAGAUACAGCGAGCGGGAACGGGAACGAGAACCUCGUAGGAGCGAAAGAGUCGAAGAGUACCGUGAAGUAGAGGUUUCGCGCAAGAAAAGCAAGAGUCGGCAUGGAGGAAGCCGAAGCCACGCUCGCAGCAAUGCACAGUCCUCUCGCAGUUCCUCUACCUCCAGUUUUGAAGAGGUCUCGCUUUCCAGGGCAAACUGGGGCAAAAAGGGCAAAACGAGACUGCCCAAGCGUUUGUGCAGAAAGGAAGCCGUGAUCGAGCUGGGUUAUCCUUAUGAAGAAGAGGAUGACUUCCUGAUUGUUACUCGGGCACUUGAAAAAGACCACAUCGACGAGAUCAUUCAGGUCAGCGAGAAUUACAAAGAGACGAAAACUACUUAUGUGUACGAAAACAAAGAGGCCAUGGAGCCUUCUCUACCACCUCCUCCACCGCCUCCUGAGGUCUUCCACAACCCUCCUCCGCCCCCCUCAAUAGUUCCUAGUCAUCACACUCAAAUGGCCCCUCCGCCGCCACCUCCUCCACAAAGCGUGCACUACCCGCCACCUCCGCCUCCUCCACAGAGUGUGCACUAUGCUCAGUCUGUCCGCAGUGUGUCUCCCUCACGUCACGGUCAUGAAGUGUACGAGGAGCGUAUCGAGGAAUCCAACCACAUUGGAGGUCCCCUCACUGUACUUGUACCCGAACAUCACCACCACCAUGACGAUCGCACCCUGGUCCGCAAGGAAGUAUACUCACGAAAUGAACGCGAUAUUAAAGAUGAAAUUCGUCACCUCGAGCAUGAGAGACGCAUGCUCAAGUAUGAGCGCGAGGGCGACUAUGAGAUCAUUGAGCGCAGGGAACCCAAGCGCGAAGUCAUUCGUGUUGACAAAGACCGGAAGGUACGCAAAGAACCGAAAGCGAAAUACGUCGCUGCUGCAAUCGCCACGCUUACCUAG
This is a messenger RNA of Periconia digitata, 1554 nucleotides long. The record is from the annotation of a GenBank genome assembly. NCBI's taxonomy places the organism in Eukaryota, Fungi, Ascomycota, Dothideomycetes, Pleosporales, Periconiaceae.